This is a messenger RNA of Leucoraja erinaceus (little skate), 2795 nucleotides long. It is a transcript of the gene xab2, whose product is annotated as XPA binding protein 2. Gene Ontology annotation, cellular component: Prp19 complex; post-mRNA release spliceosomal complex; U2-type catalytic step 2 spliceosome. The record is from RefSeq and is a predicted model, not a curated record. The transcript has 19 exons. NCBI's taxonomy places the organism in Eukaryota, Metazoa, Chordata, Chondrichthyes, Rajiformes, Rajidae. Gene Ontology annotation, biological process: mRNA splicing, via spliceosome; generation of catalytic spliceosome for first transesterification step. Bases 32 to 2563 code for a protein of 843 amino acids. Gene Ontology annotation, molecular function: protein binding.
CCCGACCCGGCCCGACCCGACCCGACCCGACAUGGCGCUGAAGGCCGACGUGGUGUUUGAAGAAGAUGAUCUGCCAUAUGAAGAAGAGAUUAUUCGCAACCCUUACUCCGUCAAAUGUUGGAUCCGUUACAUAGAGUUCAAACACACUGCUCCCAAACACAUGGUGAACAUGAUCUACGAACGGGCACUCAAAGAGCUCCCCGGCAGUUACAAGCUGUGGUACAAUUACCUGAAGCAACGACGGAAACAGGUGAAGGGGAAGUGCAUCACAGACCCUGGGUAUGAGGAGGUUAACAACUGUCACGAGCGAGCCCUGGUUUUCAUGCACAAGAUGCCGCGGAUUUGGCUGGACUACUGUCAGUUCCAGGUGGACCAGUGCAAGAUAACAAGGACACGACGUACCUUUGACCGUGCGCUGCGGGCUCUCCCCGUCACUCAGCACUACCGCAUCUGGCCCAUGUACCUGAAGUUUGUGCGACAGUUCCCCGUGUCCGAGACUGCCAUCCGCGUCUACAGGCGCUAUUUAAAGCUGUCCCCUGAAAAUGCAGAGGAAUACAUUGAGUACCUGCGCUCCAUCGACCGGCUGGACGAGGCUGCUGUCCGGCUUGCUGCCGUCGUCAACGAUGAAUUGUUUAUCUCCAAAGAAGGGAGAUCGAAUUAUCAACUGUGGCACGAACUCUGCCACCUCAUCUCAACCAACCCAGACAAAGUGAAGUCCCUGAAUGUUGGCGCUAUUAUCCGUGGUGGCCUCACUCGCUUCACUGACCAACUGGGGAAGCUCUGGUGUUCCUUAGCCGACUACUACAUUCGAAGUGGCCAUUUCGAGAAGGCCAGAGAUGUGUACGAGGAGGCGAUUCAGACCGUGAUGACAGUCCGUGACUUCACCCAGGUGUUUGACAGCUACGCCCAGUUUGAAGAGAGCAUGAUCGCAGCUAAAAUGGAAACAACGGCAGAAAUGGGACAAACUCAGGAAGAUGAUAUCGACCUGGAGUUGAGAUUGGCGCGGUUUGAGCAGCUGAUAACGAGGCGCCCCCUCCUCUUGAACAGCGUCCUCCUGCGGCAGAACCCCUACAAUGUGCACGAGUGGCACAAGCGGGUGAAACUGUACGAAGGGAAACCACGAGAGAUCAUAAACACUUACACAGAAGCCGUGCAGACUAUCGACCCGCUGAAGGCCACUGGGAAGCCACAUUCAUUAUGGGUCUCCUUUGCAAAGUUUUACGAAGAAAACGGACAGAUUCAGGACGCCCGGACUAUCUUUGAGAAAGCCACAAAAGUGAAUUUCAAGCACGUGGAUGACUUGGCUGGAGUUUGGUGUGAGUACGGGGAAAUGGAGCUCAGGCAUGAAAACUACGAGGAGGCGCUCCGAUUGCUCAGGAGAGCUACCGCCGUACCAGCGAAAAAGGCCGAGUACUUUGAUUCGACAGAACCUGUCCAGAACAGGGUGUACAAGUCGCUGAAAGUCUGGUCCAUGUUAGCAGAUCUGGAGGAGAGUCUUGGAACGUUCAAGUCUACGAAGGCCGUGUACGACAGGAUUAUAGAUCUUCGAAUUGCCACGCCCCAGAUCAUCAUCAACUACGCAAUGUUCCUGACAGAGCACAACUACUAUGAAGAAAGUUUCAAGGCCUACGAGCGAGGGGUUGCCCUGUUUAGGUGGCCCAAUGUUUAUGAUAUUUGGAACACUUACCUGACCAAGUUCAUCGAUCGAUACGGUGGGAAGAAACUGGAAAGGGCGCGGGACCUGUUUGAACAAGCUCUCGAUGGAUGCCCACCAAAGUUUGCUAAAACUCUGUACCUGCUCUAUGCCAAGCUGGAGGAGGACUACGGACUGGCCCGGCACGCCAUGGCUGUGUAUGAGCGAGCCACCAAGGCAGUGGCGCCGCUGGAACAGUACGAGAUGUACAACAUCUAUAUUAAACGGGCAGCUGAGAUUUACGGAGUCACCCACACCCGGGGCAUUUACGAGAAAUCAAUUGAGGUGCUGCCAGACGAACAUGCGCGAGACAUGUGCCUGCGUUUUGCCGACAUGGAGUGCAAGCUGGGAGAGAUUGACCGGGCUAGAUCCAUCUACUCCUACUGUUCCCAGCUGUGUGAUCCAAGGAUCACGCCGUCGUUCUGGCAGACGUGGAAGGAGUUUGAGAUUAGGCAAGGUAACGAGGAUACGAUUCGGGAGAUGUUACGGAUUAAACGCAGCGUACAGGCUACCUACAACACCCAGGUCAAUUUCAUGUCCUCGCAGAUGUUGAAAGCUUCCACCAACGCUACAGGCACAGUGUCUGACCUGGCCCCGGGACAGAGUGGAAUGGAUGACAUGAAGUUACUGGAGCAGAAAGCACAGCAGAUCGCUGAGGAGGUUGAAAGGGAAAGACCCAAACCCAAAGGCAAAAUUCUGUUUGUCAGGAGUGACGUGACCCGGGACGAGCUGGCGGAGCUGACCAAGCAGGCCAACCCCGACGAGAUAGACAUCGAUGAGGAUGAUGACGGGGAAGAGGAGCCUGACGAGGUACCUUUGGAGCAGAAGGCAGUGCCCACGGCUGUGUUUGGUGGUUUGAAGGACGACUAGGACAUGAUACCACGCUCAGUUCUUGUCUGGUCUUCCAAUGCCUUCGAUAACCGGAAAGGAUGCACAGUUCCCUUGGCCCUGUGUUACUUCAGGUACCAACUUGAACUGCUCCAAAGACUCGCUGCUUCCACAGCACCUGUUUCAGUCACACACCAUCCUCCCUGCCGUUGAAAUGUACGUCUACAGCUAGAUUCUAAAUGAUUUAAAUAAAGGUCAAGUCUUAAAUGCAUAA